UUUUUACUGGUCAUUGUCCAACAUACGUCAGAAAGGAACACUCUCGGGCGUAUCGCAGCCUCACAAAGACGUAGAAAGUAAUUAAUUUCAGUCGUUACUUACCCUUGCAUCCGUCCGCUUUGCUACGAUUAUAAAUAAAAUCGCAUCAGAUCUGUAGCCAGUUAUAAAACGGAUUUGUUGUUACCACAUCACGCGCAAACGCCAAAGAAAAAGUGAAGAUAAUUUUAAAACAAAAGAAAGUAGUUUCUGAACGUGAGUGAGACCAAUUUUGUGUUUUAAUCCAAAAAUUUCAAUGGCGGAACAAUACUCAGAUGAUGAAGAAACUUUGGACGUACGCACUCUGCCACUAAGACCGCCGCGACCUCUCCUGCCGCCGGAGAAGGCAGUGCGCCGCGCGUGGCAUCCUGUCAUGUGGGAUGACCAUAAAGAUACUGCGCAAAAGAACGACGAACCUGAACAGUCAGUUCAGUCGCAGCACGGCUCCCGCGAGUAUCCGCACACACAACGAAUACAGAACUUGCGGAGAUUGAUAGCCGAAGGCAAGGUCAAGCCGGAAUCGGAAACACUUAUAUUUUUCCUUUGUAAUAAAUUUGCAGUUUCCGAUGAUAGACGGAAGAAAUUUGAAUAAUCCAUCACGUGUAACCUUGCAAUUCAAUUGCCGAAACAUGUAUUGGAACAUAUUGUCCUUUCUUAUCAAACAGAAUGAGAAGGGUGAUGAUAUGUUAUUAUACUAGUGUCGCCACAAUGGAAAUUCAGUUAGGAAAGCCUUUAGACCAUACUAACGAAAUAACAAAAAGGCAAUUACUAUCCACAACAAUGAUAUUUAUAAUUUGUGUAUAUUUUUAUAACCAACUAUAGGUGUGUAUUUUUAUAACUAAUAUUUAAUUAAACAUUUUAAA
Molecule: messenger RNA, 899 nt
Organism: Papilio xuthus (Asian swallowtail)
Lineage: Eukaryota; Metazoa; Arthropoda; Insecta; Lepidoptera; Papilionidae
Source: RefSeq, a predicted model, not a curated record